Messenger RNA from Pedinophyceae sp. YPF-701, 603 nucleotides. The record is from the annotation of a GenBank genome assembly. Lineage: Eukaryota; Viridiplantae; Chlorophyta; Pedinophyceae.
AUGCUGCGCCAGGCCGCAGUGCGUGCUGCCAGGGCCUUGCCCGCGUCGCGCGACGCUGCGUGGCAGCAGCUGGCCUUCCCGGGGCUGCGCGAGCACGUCGAGAAGCUGAUAGGCGACAACUUCAAGAAGACGUACGGCUUGGACCAGGCGAAGCUGUUCAAGCUCGUGGCCGAGGCGUCCUCCAAGGAGGAGGCCACCGAGGCGCUCAACACCAUCCACCGCGCGUGGGUGUGGCGGACGGCGGCGCCGCGCGGCUCCCUGCGGCGCUGGCACAACGCGCUCGGCUUCGAGUUCGUCGACAAGUGCAUCGGGAUCGGGGCCAGCGGCGUUGCUCUUGACGCAGCGCGCCGCGCGUGGGAGGUGGGGUUCGUCGUGCGCGCGCCGCUCUUCCACCGCGUCAUGGAGGCGAUGAUCGAGGAGGGCGAUGUCGCGGGGCUGAUCAUGACGUACGCCGCCAUGAAGGACAACGUCGUGGCGCCCACGCAGGCCACGGGGGCGAUCCUCGUCGGCGGUUUGCGGGGCGCCGGGCGGGAGGAGCUGGCCGCGGCCGUGGAGGAGGAGUUCAAGCUCAACGGCGUGCCGAUCGCGGGCGCGGAUGCGUGA